AUGACUAAUAGAAGCAAAGGGAGACAACGGCAUUAUCUUCACGUGAUCAGUAUGCUGUUGUUGAUACUGGGAAAAUCGACGGGUUUCCACCAAAAGCUCUGGAGAAGCUCGCAAAGACUGAUGCCAAGAAAGCCUGCCAUCACAUCAGAACAAGAAAGACACAUUGGCACGAAUAUCAGAGAAUUGACAGUACGACGCCGGUACACGGCAACAACAAAAGACACGGCAACAUCCGAGACCAAUAAUUCUGUGACGACCAAGAAAACUACUUUGGAGUCGUCUCUGGAAUGGGAGUCGUUUGAUUUUGCCGAUUCUCCCAAGUGGGAUCCUAGGUUCCUACCACAGGGGCAGACACUGCACAAUGCCUUUGGAGAAAUUAACGAAGAGGUGGUGCAAGAAGAAGCACGACAAGACGAGUUAUUGGCGCAAGCACAAAAGACACGACGAGAAUCCCUCCAGAGUCUUGAUCCCACCCUGGUUCAAGAAGCCAUGCGAAUUCUCAUGCCCUACGUACAGCAGCCACGCUACGAACGCAUCACUCACGUCUUGAAACAACGAACACGGCAUACACAAUUUUUGUUUGAAAAUCCGACCAAUCCCAGCAAUGUUUGGGCGUGUCUUCGGACAUUGGAUAGUUUUGGAAUCCAACAUAUUCACAUUGUCACCGAAGCCAAAGAGUAUCAAGGCAAGGCGGCUUUGCUGCAGAAACAAGGCAUGCGGACUGCCAUGGGAUCGGCGCAGUGGUUGACACUUCAUCAUUAUGUUAGUGCAGAAGAGGCUGUUCAAACUCUACGCGACAAACACAACUGUCGGAUAUUGGCAUCCGAUUUGAAUCCCUCGUCCGUUGAUAUCCGUGAUAUUGAUUGGAGUACAGCGGGGACGGACGACGACACAGAUAGUACAAGUGAUGAAGAUGAUAGACCUCUUUGUAUUGUCAUGGGAAAUGAAGUCAGCGGCAUCAGUGACACCAUGCGUCAACUGUCCGAUCUCACCUUUACUCUACCCAUGGUGGGCUUUGCCGAGAGCUUCAACUUGUCCGUAGCCACAGCCAUCACCUUGGCACACUUGAGUGCCGCCAGUGGACAUGAAACAUCAGGCCCAUUGAGACCCGGGGACAUGCCAGAAACAGAAUACAAUGCCUUGGUCUUGAGGGGGAUGAUUCAAAGCAUUUCUAAUAAACGGGUUUCCCAGGCCCUCUUGAAAAAGGAAGGUGUUGUCCUUCCCGAUUCUUUCUAUCAAAAGGGAAUCAAUCUGGGGAAAAAGUUGAAAAACAAAUAG
Messenger RNA from Seminavis robusta, 1278 nucleotides. NCBI's taxonomy places the organism in Eukaryota, Bacillariophyta, Bacillariophyceae, Naviculales, Naviculaceae. The record is from the annotation of a GenBank genome assembly.